Messenger RNA from Perca fluviatilis (European perch), 7291 nucleotides. RefSeq names its product sodium channel, voltage-gated, type I-like, alpha (gene scn1laa). The record is from RefSeq and is a predicted model, not a curated record. Gene Ontology annotation, molecular function: voltage-gated sodium channel activity. NCBI's taxonomy places the organism in Eukaryota, Metazoa, Chordata, Actinopteri, Perciformes, Percidae. Gene Ontology annotation, cellular component: axon; plasma membrane; voltage-gated sodium channel complex. The coding region runs from base 358 to 6345 and encodes 1995 amino acids. Gene Ontology annotation, biological process: neuronal action potential; membrane depolarization during action potential; sodium ion transmembrane transport. The transcript has 27 exons.
AGUCUACCACAAGUUCAUCUACACAUCUAUUCUGUCAUCUCUGCCCUCACUUGGUUCCCAGGAACAUCCGGAAGCACACAGUACAGUACUCUGCCGCACGGAGGGGCGGAUGAAAUACACUUUCUCUCCCUCUCUCAGGGGUUUCCUGUUGAAAUAGUUGAAUUACCGGUGCUGUGCUGGGAGAAGCGUCAAAACACCUCAAACGGACAGACAGGUUUAUUUUAAAUGACAUUUUACAACAUUUUACACUGAAGCUCUUCCACGCGAUUUUUAUUGUCCACUUGUCGAGGAUGGGAAACUGAUGGCCUUUCUCAUGUUGGAGGCUAGCUGUUCACUCUGAAGGCGCAGGAUGAAAAGAUGGAACAGCUGCUUGUACCACCAGGUCCAGACAGCUUCCGCCCCUUUAGUCGUGAGUCCCUCAAAGCCAUCGAGAGCCGGAUCGCCGAGGAGAACGCCAAGAAGCCCAAGGGAGAGAAGAAAAAACGCAAUGAUGAGAAUAAGAUCAAGCCCAGCUGUGACCUGGAGGCGGGCAAAUCACUCCCUAUUCUGUAUGGGGACACUCCUAAAGGCAUGGUGUCGACACCGCUGGAGGACCUGGAUCCCUACUACUUUAAUCAGAAAACUUUCAUAGUAUUAAACAAAGGAAAAUGCAUCUUCCGCUUCAACGCCGCUCCUGCCUUGUACCUCCUGAGCCCCUUCAACCUUCUUAGAAGAUUAUCAAUUUGCAUUUUGGUACACUCAUUGUUCAGUAUGCUGAUUAUGUGCACUAUCCUCGCCAACUGUGCAGUUAUGACACUGAGUGGACCAAAUUCCUGGGCAAAGACUGUAGAGUACAUAUUUACUGCAAUCUAUACGCUUGAAUCCCUCAUUAAAAUUUUAGCCCGAGGGUUCUGCAUAGGGAAGUUCACGUUUCUUAGAGAUCCCUGGAACUGGCUGGAUUUCAGUGUCAUUGUCAUGGCGUAUGUAACAGAGUUUGCAAACCUAGGCAAUUUUUCAGCUCUUCGCACAUUCAGAGUGCUGAGAGCUUUUAAAGCUAUUUCAGUUAUCCCAGGCCUGAAGACCAUCGUUGGUGCGUUGUUCCAGUCAGUGAAGAAGCUUGCCAAUGUGAUGAUUCUCACCGUCUUCUGCCUGAGUGUCUUCGCCCUAAUAGGGUUACAACUGUUUAUGGGCCAUUUAAAACACAAGUGUGUCCGGAACCUAACACUUGAUAAUUCCACCUUCAUAUCAUCAUAUGGGAACUACACAGAUAGCAUUGAGGCCUGGAAAGCUUACAUCGCUGAUGACAAAAAUCAUUAUUACCUUCCAGGAAAAAAAGAUCCAUUGCUUUGUGGCAACAGCAGUGAAGCUGGGCGGUGUCCAGAGGGUUUUUUUUGCUUCAAAGUGGGAAGGAACCCAGACUAUGGUUACACCAGUUUUGACUCAUUUGGUUGGGCCUUCCUCUCUCUGUUUAGACUGAUGACACAGGAUUACUGGGAGAACCUUUACCAGCAGACAUUGCGGGCAUCUGGAAAGCCCUACAUGAUUUUUUUUGUGCUGGUGAUAUUCCUCGGUUCCUUCUACCUGAUCAACCUGAUCUUGGCUGUAGUAGCUAUGGCCUACGAGGAGCAGAGCCAGGCCACCAUAAAGGAGGCGAAGGAGAAGGAGGAAAAGUUUCAGGCCAUGCUUGAGCAGCUGAGACAGCAGCAAGAGGAUGCUCAGGCAGCAGCCGCUGCAGCUGCUGCAGAGGGUGGGGAGGCCAGCGAUAAAGCCGUUGGCCCAGAGAGCUCCUCUGACAAUUCCAAGCUCAGCUCCAAAAGUGCUAAAGAGAGACGCAACAGGCGAAGAAAAAUGAAGGAAGAGGGCAAAGGGGGUGAUGAGAAGGUUCCUAAAUCCGAGUCACAGGACAGUAUGAAGAAAGCUCGCUUCCGCUUCUCUGUGGAUGCAAACCAGCUCAACUAUGACAUGAAAUGUUCAUCCGCACAUCAGUCUUUUCUGAGUUUUCGUGGGCCCCUGUUCUCAUCCAGACGGAACAGCAGGACCAGCCUUUUCAGUUUCCGAGGCCAAGCGCAGGAGGUGGGCUCAGAAAAUGAGUUUGCUGAUGAUGAGAACAGCAUUUUUGAGGACAACCUGAGUCGGAGGGGCUCUUUGUUUCUUCCCCGGAGUUGUGAUCGACGCAGCAGCAGUAUGAGCCAGUGCAGCUCCUUGUCGCAUCGACUAAUUCCACCCAGUAGGAUCAAGCACAGCUCCGUAGACUGCAAUGGGGUUGUGUCUCUGGUGGGUGGGAAUUCACUCCCAUCGUCACCUGUGGGACUUCUUCUGCCUAAAGUGACAAUAGAUAUGGCCUCCAUCGGAGACAAUGCUGACACCACUGACACAGAAUACAGACAGGCCGGCGGAGGAACACACCAGGAGUUGAUGGACUACCUUGAGGGCCCAGAGGCUAGACAGAGAGCUCAUAGUAUAGCAAGUGUCAUAACCAGCACAAUGGAGGAGCUUGAAGAGUCAAGGCAGAAGUGUCCUCCUUUCUGGUACGAUUUUGCCCAUACCUUCCUCAUCUGGGAAUGUUGUCCAGCAUGGCUGAAGAUCAAGAGGCUGGUUAAAUUAAUUGUGAUGGAUCCAUUUGGGGACCUUACCAUCACAAUCUGCAUUGUACUCAACACAUUGUUUAUGGCCAUGGAGCAUUAUCCAAUGAGCAAUGGUUUCACCAAAAUGCUGUAUGUGGGCAAUGUGGUAUUUACUGCAAUCUUCACGGCUGAAAUGGUUCUCAAGAUCAUUGCUUUGGACCCAUACUAUUACUUCCAGGAGAGAUGGAAUAUUUUUGAUGCAAUAAUUGUCAGUUUAAGCUUGAUGGAGCUAUGUUUGGAAAAAGUGGGUGGCAUGGCUGUUCUGAGAUCAUUCAGAUUGCUGAGAGUAUUCAAGUUGGCUAAAUCGUGGCCCACUCUUAACACACUGAUCAAAAUAAUUGGUAAUUCAGUGGGGGCUUUGGGCAACCUGACGCUGGUGCUGGCCAUUAUCGUCUUCAUCUUUGCUGUAGUGGGCAUGCAGCUAUUUGGAAAAAACUACAAGGAACAUGUGUGUAAAAUCUGCAAAACAUGCACUGAUGGCCGUCUGCCCCGUUGGCACAUGAAUGACUUCUUCCAUUCAUUCCUCAUUGUGUUCCGAGUGCUUUGUGGAGAGUGGAUAGAGACCAUGUGGGACUGUAUGGAGGUGGCUGGGGCGCCCAUGUGCAUCAUUGUCUACAUGAUGGUCAUGGUUAUUGGAAACCUUGUGGUGCUGAACCUGUUCCUGGCCCUGCUGCUCAGUUCAUUUAGUGCUGACAACCUGGCAGCGACAGAAGAUGACAGCGACAUGAACAAUUUGCAGGUUGCCAUUGGACGGAUUCACAAAGGCAUUGCCUUUGUCAAGUCUCUGCUUCGAAACAGCUGCAACAGUGUCUGUCUCAGGUCAAAGAAGAAAGGGAAAGGUGAGGACAAAUCCCUGGAUGAGCUACACAAACCUUUCGGGCCGAAUGGUGUCCCCAACCACAUCAUCAAAGAUUUUCCUAAGAAUGGAAAUGGGGAUGUGACCGGAGUGGACAAAACUGGAGACAAGUACAUAGUCAGCAGCAAGAGUGAUGAUUCUAUAAUGUCUUUCAUCAACAAUCCUAGUCUGACUCUCACUGUUCCUAUUGCUGUGGGAGAGUCUGACUUUGAAAACCUUAACACGGACGACUUCAGCAGUGCCUCGUCUGAUGCAGCAGGAUGCCAUGUGAUUGUAGAUGACGAUGACCAGUCCAGCUCCUCUGAGGGCAGCACAAUAGACGGUGUGCCAGGCGGGGAGGGAAGAGACUCUGUAGACUUUGAAUUGGAAGAAUCUAUGGAACCGGACGCAUGCUUUCCUGAUGGCUGUGUGCAAAAGUUCCAAUGUUGUCAGGUAAAUGUCGAAGUGGGCUGGUGGAAGGUGUGGUGGACGCUUAGAAAGACCUGUUACCACAUCGUGGAGCACAACUGGUUUGAGAGCUUUAUCAUCUUCAUGAUCCUGCUUAGCAGUGGAGCACUGGCAUUUGAGGACGUCUACAUUGAGAAGAGGAAGACCAUUAAAACGAUGUUGGAGUAUGCAGAUAAAAUCUUCACCUAUAUCUUCAUUCUGGAGAUGUUACUGAAGUGGGUGGCAUAUGGAUAUGCCAAGUAUUUUACAAAUGCCUGGUGCUGGCUGGACUUCCUCAUUGUUGAUGUCUCACUGGUCACGAUGGUAGCCAACGCCAUGGGAUGUUCUCACCUCGGUCCCAUUAAGUCUCUGAGAACCCUGCGAGCUCUGAGGCCGCUGAGGGCCCUGUCUCGGUUCGAAGGCAUGAGGGUGGUUGUGAAUGCCCUGCUUGGAGCCAUUCCUUCCAUCUUCAAUGUGCUGCUGGUAUGCCUCAUCUUCUGGCUCAUCUUCAGCAUCAUGGGAGUCAACUUACUUGCGGGGAAGUACGGCCGUUGUGUCAAUAGAACCUCGGAUGAAAAUUUCUUUCCAUCAGAUGUGAAUAACAAGACAGAAUGUGAGAACCUUGACAAAGAGGUUGCUCGCUGGAAGAACCACAAAAUCAACUUUGACAAUGUUGGCUUGGGUUACCUUGCACUGCUGCAAGUGGCUACAUUCAAGGGCUGGAUGGACAUCAUGUAUGCUGCUGUGGAUGCUCAAAGCAAGCCAGAACAACAACCAGAAUAUGAGAAGAACAUGUUAAUGUACAUAUAUUUUGUUGUUUUCAUUAUAUUUGGAGCCUUCUUUACACUCAAUCUCUUCAUUGGUGUCAUCAUAGACAAUUUCAAUCAGCAAAAGAAAAAGUUUGGAGGUCAAGACAUCUUCAUGACUGAAGAACAGAAGAAAUACUACAAUGCCAUGAAAAAACUGGGGUCAAAGAAACCUCAAAAACCUAUUCCUAGACCAUCAAACAAAAUUCAAGGAUACAUCUUUGACUUCACCACAAAACAGACAUUUGAUAUUGUAAUAAUGGUUCUAAUAUGGCUUAAUAUGGUAGCCAUGAUGGUGGAAACUGAAGACCAGUCCGACCAAACGAGCAAUAAUCUCUACUGGAUUAAUGUCGUAUUCAUUAUCAUCUUCACUGGAGAGUGUUUGUUGAAGAUGAUCGCGCUUCGUCAUUACUUUUUCACAAAUGGUUGGAAUGUGUUUGACUUCAUCGUUGUCUUCCUGUCAAUCAUUGGUUUGUUUCUCUCAGAACUGAUAGAGAAUUAUUUUGUUUCACCAACCUUGUUCAGAGUCAUCCGAUUGGCUCGGAUUGGUCGCGUCCUCCGCCUUAUUAAAAGCGCCAAAGGAAUCCGCACACUCCUGUUUGCCUUGAUGAUGUCACUUCCUGCCUUGUUCAACAUUGGUCUCUUGCUUUUCCUGGUGAUGUUUAUCUAUGCCAUCUUUGGCAUGGCAAACUUUGCUUACGUCAAGAGGGAAUCAGGCAUUGAUGAUCUUUUUAAUUUUGAGACAUUUGGCAACAGCAUGAUCUGUUUGUUCCAGAUCACCACCUCAGCAGGGUGGGAUGGCCUACUUGCUCCCAUUCUCAACAAACAUGAAGAAGAUUGUAACAAUUCCACGGAGCAUCCUGGCACUCCUGGUCAGGGAGACUGUGGAUCUCCUGCUGUGGGGAUUGCCUUCUUUGUGAGCUACAUCAUCAUCUGUUUCCUGAUUGUGGUGAAUAUGUACAUUGCGGUUAUCCUAGAAAACUUUGGUGUGGCCACUGAGGAGAGCACGGACCCACUAAGUGAGGACGAUUUUGAAACAUUUUAUGAGGUCUGGGAAAGGUUUGAUCCUCAUGCAACACAGUUCAUGGAGUACAAUAAGCUGUCAGAAUUUGCAGAUGCUCUGGACCCACCAUUACGCAUAGCCAUGCCUAACAAGCUGGAACUGAUCUCUAUGGAUUUACCCAUGGUGAACGGCGAGCGGAUUCACUGCCUGGACAUCCUGUUUGCAUUCACAAAACGUGUUCUGGGCGAGGGUGGGGAGAUGGACAUCCUAAGGGGGCAGAUGGAGGAGCGCUUCAUGGCCUCCAAUCCUUCCAAAGUGUCCCAUGAACCCAUCACUACCACCCUCCGCCGCAAACAGGAGGACACGUCAGCCAUUGUCAUCCAGAGAGCAUUCAAAAAGUAUGUAAGGAAGCAUGCUGCCAUAAAGGCCUUAUACUCAUCCAGUAACAAUAUUCAAAAAGAUGAAACACACAUUGACAAGGAGGAUCUUGUCACAGACAAACUCCAAGACAUUUCUAGUGCCGAUAAAAGUGAACUGACUCCUUCAACGGCCCCUCAACCUUCAUGUAACAGUGUGACAACAAAUGGAAAAAACAAAUAUGAAAAAGACAAAAGUGAAAAGGAGGUUGAGGGCAAAGAUGUCAGAGAGUAAUAAAAGAAUGCUGGAGAUGCAACAAAGACAUUGUAAUUAAUGACAAAAUGUUUACAACCUUAGAAAGUGACUAAGACAUCCAUUGGACUCCAUUCCUUAGUAUGGAUAUCUAUGCCAAACUGACCAUGCUUACUUGAAUCUAAAGGUUAGUGUAAAGCGCCUCAUUCAGGCUGUAGUGGGGCAAUGUUGGCUGUGUCCAGGAGCAAGGAUGUUUGUGGGGAUGGCUAAGUGUUCCGAAAGACACAGUAUUUAAUGCUUUAAAUUCUAUUGCAGCUAGUUCUGCUAUCCACUGUCUUGAAUUAUUGUUAUAUCACUGACUGUUGUAUUACUUUACCUACCUUUUUUUCAUGCAGAAAAAAAUAUUUUUUACGUUAUUACUUCAUUUAUAGUUUGGUUAAUUUAGUUUUUAUACACUUUUUUUUUUAACUUUUCAAAAGGGGUGUUCCUUCAGGGGUAGUCUUCACAACGAGAAGCAUUGCUUUCAGACUAGUCUUGCUUGCUGAUAGCGCUUAGAAUACUUCACAGAUCCAAGACACCACAUUGGAGUUGCUGCAGUUAACUAGCAAUGUAGACCUGCAUGAAUCUUACUCCAUGAUUAUGCAUGCUAGAGGGUACUGUUUUCAUCAUGCUUUCUCCCUGACCAUCAUGCUUCUUGCUUCAAGUAUACUGUACAGUCACAACAUGGCUGUUUCUUAAUCUGGGAUGAGUUUUGCCUACAGUCGAAACAAAUUCAGCCGAGUGUGUUGAUUAUGUUUGAUUAUCAAUGUAAGAGCAGAGACACUUGGCAGAAAUACUUGCACAUCCAGUUUUUGUUUUUUUAACCUUUAUUUAUUCAGGUAAGGUUCACUAAGAGGCAACCUCUCUUUUGAACGCCCUGAUCACAUUCACACAGUUACACAUUCGUACCUGGAAGCUGCCCAGUAUAACGACAGUCUGAUCUGCUGGC